This is a messenger RNA of Echinostoma caproni, 234 nucleotides long. The record is from the annotation of a GenBank genome assembly. NCBI's taxonomy places the organism in Eukaryota, Metazoa, Platyhelminthes, Trematoda, Plagiorchiida, Echinostomatidae.
CGCGGCAAUGUUUCGUACACGGUUUUUCUCAAUCUCACCAAAUAUCUUCGAGCGGAGGAUAGCUAUGUGGCCUGGGAAACGGCUCGCCGCACUUUCAUAUUUAUCAUGCGGAUGCUCAUCAUGGAACCGAGUUACGGUCAAUUCAAUGCUUAUCUACGCGGACUGGUAGAUCGACAAAUCAAUCAGGUCGAUUGGUCGACCAUGCAAGAAGACACGAAUCACAUGCAACAGUGA